Messenger RNA from Mya arenaria, 5993 nucleotides. Its product is annotated as deleted in lung and esophageal cancer protein 1-like. The record is from RefSeq and is a predicted model, not a curated record. The transcript has 39 exons. Bases 76 to 5277 code for a protein of 1733 amino acids. Gene Ontology annotation, biological process: negative regulation of cell population proliferation. NCBI's taxonomy places the organism in Eukaryota, Metazoa, Mollusca, Bivalvia, Myida, Myidae.
CUUCUAUCAGGAGGUGCGAAGCGCACCUGACGACGAACGUAAACAAAGUUUCAUCGGGUGUAAAAUAGAGCCAUAAUGCCAGGCCAAAAGACGCGGGGAGAUGAGCCCUCAAUGUAUCUGCAGAGACCCUCAACAGGGAAGUCACAAGACGUACGCCACAUUCUCGUAAAAACCUUUCGAGAGCUCUUCACAAGAGAUGCCAUUGGGCCGGAAACUGUGAAAAAUCUAAAAGUUUCGAAAGGAGGUGAUGAUCCAUACCAUGAGCGAUAUGUAGAUGCUCUGCAAAAGGUAUUUGAAGAGCGACAGCGUCGUAUGGCAGAAGCUGCCAUGUUGGAACGCCACAUCAUGCAGGCCCAGGCCAGGGCAAUGUCAGCAGAUGAGCGAGAGUUGAACCGGGUCGCAGAUUCUUGUGAUACUUAUCAUGACCUCGGACUGCCCCCAGGCCCAAUCGGAGAAGUUCGCUCCCAUUUCCAAACCUGCCUCGACAGUCAAUUGCUUGAAAAGCAUCACCUGCUCACUCCAGCGGACUAUGCCACUGAAGAACCACCCCCGAUGCCACCACCUGCAGCUGAGAAGAUCCCCAGUUAUGCGCGGGACACCCUGACAUCACGUCAGCACACUAGGGAUGACUUAUUUCUGCCCCCUGCCUCCCCACCACCCUCCCUUGCUAGGAGCCAAUCAGAUAUUGGCAGUCUGAUGUCAGAGGAACCAAUCAUAACACAGCGGGAGAGAGAGGAAGCUUAUCUGGCACAGUUUCCUCGUAAUGAUGCGUGGAAACAGCAGAUGUCCGAAGAUAAGAGAGAGCAGGAAAGGGUCAGCCUAAAAAACCUGAAUGCGAUGACAAACUACCAGCGUAACCCACGGCAUGUGCCACCCUCUGCUCUGCCAGGAAAGAGUUCCCUUAUCAAAGCUAGCAAGGUCAAGGCCAAGGAGGUUGGGAUAAAGCAGAAGGAGGAUCCUACACCAGAGCCGAAGGAGCCUUCCCAAGUUUUUCUGGUUUCUCCACCUGCUGUGGUCUUCUCCGACUACAAAGUGGGACAAGUGUAUGAGUUGACCUUGACCUUAAAGAAUGUGUCCUCCUGUAUACGCCAGUGUAGAGCCCUCCCUGCCUCAACUACAUAUUUCUCCAUCGGACUCGGUCAGUUUCCUGGGGACCAUGGUCUAGUAGCUCCAGGAAUGAGUUGUCACUAUGCCAUCAGAUUUAACCCCGACUCCCUGCGAGACUUUGAUGACGAGAUCAAGAUUCAGACGCAGUCCAGAGAACCAAUCACUGUGCCUCUGUUGGGAAGGAGGCCGCCACCUAAACUCUCUAUCCCCCGUGUGCUGGACAUUGGCUACUGCCUGGUUGGUGGUUGUCAGGUUACCCAAUAUGUUGUCAAGAACAACGGUGGACAUGGGCGGUUUUGCAUCGUGCCCAGUUCUGCAUGGCCUACCACUAAUUUCAAGUCUGUGGUACGGAAUGGACAUGUACCAAUCCCACCGUUCAGUAUUCGUCCAUCUGUCUUGGAGUUGGGGCCCGAUCAAAGCGGUCUCAUUGAGAUAGCUUUUCAGCCUCCGGCUGUGAAGAGUUACUCUGUUGACAUGGCAAUGAUCUGUGACAACUGUAAUGUUAAACAUUUCACACUCCAGGGUCAGGCAGAGCGGGCUGGGGUAGAACUAGUUUCUGUUGAAAGAGGUACAGCUGAGCCUGUCCCUGGGGAACUGUUUGAUGCCACGGCCCAACACCAUAUCAAGUUUGAUCAACUGAACCCCUUCACAUAUACAGACAGGACAACUGUAGUGAAGAACUUGACCAAUGUUAGCCUGCCAUUCCAAUGGAUGAUCUAUAAGCCUCAGUUCGACAGCCCAGGUGCUGGCUCAGCAGCCCGCCAUUAUGACCGGGUUCCAGAUGUGGACUCGGUGUUCAGCGUUCACCCUCCCACUGGUGUUCUGCCUCCAAAUGAGCGCAUGGACUUCAAGAUCACUUAUGCGCCUCCUGUGGUUGACAAGUUCCACAGUGUUUUACACAUGUUGUUGAACAUGGUUCCCUCUUCAAUGGAUCAGGGUGCCAGUACCAAGGGGAUCAAUGCGUUAACAUCAGGGGAAGGAAACGAGGACAAUAAAGAUAACGAGGAGGAUAUUUCAGAGAUUAUCAUGCCACAGGGGGACAUGCCUCCGUUCACUGAUGUGACAGCCCUGGAGAUUGAAGUGAAAGGAGAGAGUUCACCACUUAGUGUGGUGCUACACCCAUACUCCAUACACGUGCCCGGGAAAAACCUGGUCGGCGUUACUGUCAAGAAAAUGGUCACUAUGGCCAACCACAGUCACUCAACUGUCACCUUCCAGUGGGAACCAUAUACUGACUCCUACAUCCUGGAGGUAGAACCUCCUUUUGGAGAGCUAGACCCUGGUAUGGCUAUGGACAUGGAGUUGUCCAUCACAGGACCUCAGCCAGGCCAGAUUGACCACACCCUGUACUGUCAUGUGAUGAAUCUGGAAGAACCACUGCAUCUUCAAGUCCAGGCAGAGUUUAAGGGCCCUGAAAUAGCCGUGGAUGAACCUGACCUGAACUUUGGCCUCGUGCAGCUGGGCACCAUGGUUACCAAGGAGAUCACUAUCAAUAACUUGUCCCAGAUUAUAACCCCAUGGACAAUCCAGGACAGCCCUGCGACACCGCCACAUACGGAGGAAGGGGAGGAUGACGUUUCUGUAGAUUCUGAACAUUUAAGUGAGUUCACAUUUGAGCCUGAUGGAGGUGAGUUAAAGCCCCUGGAGAGUCGGAAGGUGAAGGUAACCUUUAACCCCCACCUGGCAAGGUCGGUCCGCAGGAUCGUAGAGGUCAUCGUGGAGGAUGGAAGCAACUGCAACCUUGCCUGCUUUGCGGAGGUGCAGGUCACUCAAGUGUGUCUGAUAGAAAGUGAGAUCUACAUGCCGAGGGUCUACAAGGGCGUACCUGUAAUGUCCAUCGCAUUAUUGUUCAACCAGACUCUUCUCCCCGCUGUAUUUGAAUGGGGACAGGUGACUGGGGAAGACUGUAAUGACUGCAGAGUGGAGCUGGAGCCCAAGAUGGGAACACUGGAUGGCCGAGAGACGAAACAGAUCAUUGUACACUUUACUGCCUUAAAAGAAGGAGAGUUCAGUGAUCUAAGGAUCCCCUGUAAGAUUGAAGGAAUGGACACGCCCCUUAUACUGUCCCUGAGCUGUGAUGUGAAAGGACUGUCUGUGAAGUAUGCCGUCUCCACUGAUAGGGACACAAAACUCUCUCAAGAUGAACUGAAACUAGACUUUGGCAAGGAAGUGGCCUUGAACUCCUCUCCAAAGCUGUACCUACACCUUACAAACAACACCGCCAUCACUGCCCCAUAUUCCAUCAGCCUGGAGAACUUCUUCUCCAAGCCUCCCACUCCACCAGAAGAGAGGAAAGGUGAAUUGGGAAGGAAUUUGAGCACACGAAGGGUUAUGCUGGGAAAGACACCGAACUUGGCAGAUCCACUCAGCAAAACAGCCACAAAGGCUCAGGCUGACCUAAAUGCCGCAAUGCUGUGCCAGGGAAAUGGAACCUCAUUUGUGCCGACCCCAAAUUCUGGCAUGCUGAUGCCAUUCGGAGAGGAAAUCGUAGAAUUUACAGUGUACGCCGACAUGUGGGGAGAAUACAUGGACAAUGUGGUCUGCAGGGUCGGAGAAAUACCAGAAGUUAAGAUUCCUGUAUCAAUGACUGUUGUGGGUUGCCCGCUAGCCUUCCAAAUGACCUCGGGCGUGCCAGACCUCAAACCUAUGGUUAGGUUUGGAACCCAUGUGGCUGGAACUGCCCCCACAACCCGGGCUAUGAGGGUUAAAAACAACAGUCCAUAUGAUAUCCGUGUUGAUUGGGAGGUAUUUAAUGUGGACCCUGCAGACAGCAAACUAAUGGACAUGGUCGUAUCUUAUGGGCGGCCUUUUCCACUGAAGGACUCAGCAGGAAAUGAGAUUGUCCCUCCUACAGAAGCUGCAUUUAGGCUACAAAAGAUCGUUCCAAUUAAGAGAGUAAGGCGAAGAUUUGUUCCCCUGCCUGUCAUACGUGAGCCCACAGACUAUAUCCCAAACUCGGCCGACACAUCCCAGCAGACGUCAAGGGAGGUAACUGAGCUUGUUGACGACCAUGAGAUGGAGUUGUGUGUCCCUGCCCCUACUCUUGAGGCCCGACGGCCCAAGGUGGUGUCAGUGUUCUGUCAGAAACAUGACGGUCAGCCUGCGAUUGGACCAUACAGCAUAAGUCCUGCACAGUUGGUUAUAAAAGCCAAGAGUCAUGCUACAGUCCACGUCACCUUCACCCCGCGACCUACUGAAGAUGUAAACUCUGACCUUGAAUGCCCAGGUUAUAUCCUUGGCUACUCCAGCCUGGAUGACCCUGAGGUCAAAGGUCAAGAGGGCAAGGUCACAAGGUCACAGGCUUAUGAGGCUGCCAAGAUACGCCUGGACAUGACUGCUCAUCUUAAACCAGCACUGCUGUCAAUAGAGUGUGCAGAGGAAGAGGGAAUGAGGUAUAGAUCAGCCAUGUCCUGUCUGCUGAAUGAUAUUGGACAGGUGUCAGCUGAAAGUCUACAGAUCAGCAGUGUGAUGCUGUCCAACUUAACCUUGACCCCGCUGACUUUCCGUCUCGUUACCAAGCAACCAUUCUGGUUGGUUGAGUUGGACCCUUCCAGUAAUAGGGAAGGCAGGACGCGUACACAUGAGACUGACAUGCACACCCUAAAACCUCGUCAUAACCUGAUUGUGAAGGUAGCAUUCCAGACCACUCAAGACUUGCUGGGACUCAUUUCUGAUGAGUAUCUGAACAAUGUGGAGAUUGGACAAGCUGGGAGGAAAGUGGAGGUUACAGACAACCUGGUUGUUGAAUUUAACAACCGAGCUACACAGUUGGUUCCACUGCACGCCACUCUGACUGUGCCACAGUUUGAACUCACAAAAGAAUCCCUGGACUUCGGGACAUGCCUGGUCGGACAGACGCGUGAACUGCAACUGAUGAUUACAAAUACAACGACCUCUCACACUUACUUCUCUGUCUCUCAAGAGAGUCGCUCGGACAAUUGUGCAGACAACACAUUCUGCGUUGAGCCAACAUCGGGUCUGCUUGAAGCUCACAUUACCCACGUCAGCAAUAGCAAGAUGCUGCUUAAAGUCUUCUUUACCGCCAAACAUGCGGAGGACUUUGAUGCAGUGUUUACGUUCCACGGAAUUCUCGGAGAAAGCCCACGUCGACUGCACGUGAAAGGGGAGGGCUCGUAUGACGCGAAGCAUGAGGCUGUACUCAACAUUUAACUUGUGCUUAACAUUCACACUGAACUGUGAUAUACUUCCAAUAUUUAUUGGGCUAGUUUUACAUUUUGAUUGAAGCAUUAAUGCAAUGAAGGUGUGUUAAAAAUUUAUGUUUAUUUAACAUUAAAAAACAACAAAAGUAAAAUGCUCUUUUGUAAGGAAGUUAAACGAAUCUUAAAAUGAAAGUGGAAUUUCAUCCUGAUAUAAAAAACACUUCUGUGAUAAUUUUAUUGAAUUUAUAAAUAUGCUGAAUAGGAAAGCAUGUGCUUGUGAUUAUGUGUGUGAAUAAUUUUUGACGCUUGUAUUCUAACUAUAUCUUUAGGUGACUUUAAGGUUUAAGUUAAACAAGUUAAAAAAAUCAGAAUUUUAUUGUUGUUCGAGAAUAUUUUAGCCUCGUUUCACUGUUUGGGUUUUUAAUGUUUGGAUUGUAAAUCUGCAAAAAAAUAUUUAAUUGGAGCAUUGUUAUGAAACAAAUUGUUAUUUUUCUUUCAAUAUUUCAUUUUCUAGAUAUUCCUAAAUUCAAUGAAGUAUUGUAUAAAUUUGCUGUGAUAUUAUAGAUAAAAUUUUCUGUGCAAAAUAACGCAAGUGAUACCUUAUUUGCUACUAGAAUAUUUAUCUUAGUAAUCUAUUUUAUUGUUGUUUUUGAGUUUUCGUGCCUGUUACCAACGGACACUCAAUUAAAUUUAAUAUCAAUGUUUGGAAGUUAAAGUAAUAAAUUA